Messenger RNA from Ornithodoros turicata, 2773 nucleotides. RefSeq names its product TNF receptor-associated factor 5-like. The transcript has a single exon. The record is from RefSeq and is a predicted model, not a curated record. NCBI's taxonomy places the organism in Eukaryota, Metazoa, Arthropoda, Arachnida, Ixodida, Argasidae. Gene Ontology annotation, molecular function: protein binding. Bases 72 to 1505 code for a protein of 477 amino acids.
GUCCACGCUAUCCACUGUACUCUUUCUUUCUCUCCAGCUUGGGUUCGACGGCAGUAGAUUCAGUUGGCAGGAUGUCAUCCGCAAAGUGCAUGAGUGGAUUUUCGGACGCGGUGGAUUGGCGUCCCAUUGAAUUUGUUAACCUUCCUUCAGUGCGAUCGUGUUCUUUGUGUCACGUGGUCCCAAGAGAGACGCUCAUCCUGGAAUGUUCCCACGCACUCUGUAACCAGUGUUACCGAGCAGUUCUGCAAGGCAGCCGACUUUGUCCUUUAGACGGUGGACCAAUUCAAAAAGAGGAAGUGGAGACACUUACCUUCAAACCAAGCCAUCUUAAGAAACAGAAAAUGCGCUGCUGCAACUCCGGUCACGGAUGCGAAUUUGUUGGAGUUUUAGACGAAGUGACGACUCAUUUCAUGAAGCAUUGUGAUUUCCAUGUUGUGCCGUGUAACGCAUGCAAUACUGUUGUGCUGCGCAAUGAUAUGGUCCGUCAUUACAGUGAGGGGCGAUGUCGUGCUGCAAGAUCAUCAACGAACGACGGAAGCCAGGUCAGCAACAACGAGAACAUUGCCGACACUGAAAGGAAGAUGAACGUUGCUUUGGACGCUGCCAUGGAGAGACUAUGCGCGAUUGAGACGCAGCUCAAUGUUCACACUGUUAGCAUCGACGAUGCAAAGCAACGCGUAUCGGCGAAUGCGCAGGCGUUAAACCGACUCCUUAACAUGCAGGAGGAAACAUCUGGUGCCAUGAUACAUCAGAUCGAAGAAUUAUCGAAAUGCGUGGAUGCCGGAAAGCGUGCGGUGAUUAAUAUUAUUUCAGAGGGCGCAGUAACGUCUGCAGAGAGUGCUGGGAGUACGUCGCCCGGCUGCAAUGAGGCUGAGAAUGCCGAAGAAGGUAGAAGUGCUUCUAGAGCUAUGCAAAACUCACCCGACCGAUGUGGAUCUGAGGCUACGGGCGAUGCGAAUAUGGUUCAGAGGACCUUAAGACUUGUACUUCGAAGUUGCAAGCGCAUUCAUGCCGUUGAAGAAAUGUUGCGGGAGCUCCAGAUACUUAAUCGUGUGAAGAAUAGUCCCGCUUAUUUUCACAUCCGGGACUUUGCCGACAUCGAGAAAGAAUCGUUGACUAAGGAGCUCGUAACUCGCACAUCUGAUAUUUUCCACUUGUUUGAUUACUCUGCUAAACUGCAAGUACAAAUCGCCAGGCGGAACGGCGUUACGUACUUGGGUGUUUUUCUACGUAUUUGCGCAGGUUCGAAGGACUCUUUCUUGAAGUGGCCCUUUACAUUGCCUUAUGCCGUGAUGUUGGUCCUCCCAACUUGUGAGAAGAACAAUAUUGAAUGUUUUAUAGAUGACUUCUCAGAAUGUAUAGAUAAGUUGAGCGACUGUUUCCAUAAGCCACUAGAAUCGUCCAACAAAGGCUUUGGCGAGCCUGAGUUAUACAAAUUAGAAGAUGUACCAAAGGAAGGUUUUGUGUGCAACAACUCAAUAACUGUUGGCGUCAGAAUUCUAUAAUAUGUUGCUUUGAUCUGACGACCUCGUAUUCACUAGUGUUCCGUAUUGGCAAAUUUUCUCGGUCCUGCAAUCAGGGAAAUGAAACAGAAACGAGAACGCAAACUGUGUUAUACCGGAAAUAUAUCAGGCAACGGUGACAGAAACGGAUAUCGCACACUUAGAACACACUCAGAACGAAAAUAAUUUACGGUAGUGAUUCGGGUACCGCAGGACCCGUAUUAUUACAAUCCUUCACCGUAUAAUUUAGAUAGAUAUACAUCUAUGCAAUAAAACUGAAUGAAGCAAACUAAAAUUAGUUGAAGAAUUAAAAGUAGAAUAAACCAUUAACCGGGAGCACAUAAGUAAACAUUAUGUUGUAAACAGAAAGAGGCAUAGUUUUCAUACGCUUAUGAUGACCUGCAAGUCGCAAGCAUGAGUAUUUCGUGUGAACCUCAUGAACGUGAUUAGCUAAUCAAAGAAACGAAGUGUUUUUGAAUAAAUGUCGUCUGUUGUGUGCAAGUAUCCCUAAGGUACUCAGAUAGAUUUCAGAAUAUACACAUGUAGAGGUAUUAAGUUAUGACACAGUCGGCAAAUUAAGCUUACCAAGAAAACGAAAAAAAAAACAAAAAAACAAGUAAGGCAGAGCAGUAACAAUAACCGAAGCGGAAACGUAACGGAAACGAAAACAACAAUGGUGCUGAAAAAAACUGAAAUAGAAACAAAUAUGGGCGACUAACAGAGGCGGUAACGGAAACGAAAAAUACUCCAUUACCUUUCCCUGCGUACAGUGGACGACGAAAACCUGACACAAAUCGAUGUUCACCUUAUCCUUAUUCCAUACUGCGCGAUAACUGCUGUGAUUGGUCACGAGCUGCCACGUGGUGGCCAAUGGUUUCGUUUCUUUGAAACGACAACAAAGGUUUAAUAAUUAAGAAUUCAGGUUUGUCCAUGCAUGGAGCACUAUCAUUUUCAGCAUAGCUGUGCCUGGCAUAGUUAGAAGAUAGAUACUGAAAACCUGCAACGUCAGGGCCCUUCAAGAAGGCAAUGUCGUGACGGCAUUUUUCCGGUGACUGGACUCUCAUGGCAGAUUGAAAAUUAUCGGUUAUGCUACAUUAUUGCGAUUCCGGAUGUCAACGUAGAGUCAAAUUUGUGACAUUGUAAACUACGGCUCUGUGAUACGGUACGUGCGUGUCGCAUAUCUGGCUCCUUUUCCUUUUAUGAAUUUUCUUGUUGAUGAAUGCUUGUCCGUUCUAAUGCAAUACACACCUCAGCAUCUUUCAGGUCUUUGA